UUCGAAAGUUGCAUGGAGACCUGGCCUACACCCACCGCAACCUCUUCCGCCGCCUGGAGGAGUUCCCAGCCUUCCCCCGCGCCCAGGUGUUUGCCCCAUUUUCAAGAUGAGGAAACUGAGGCUCAGGAUGAAGGGGCUUGAGCCAGAACUCCAAGCCACAACGUGAUGUUUCUUCUGGACCUGCACUUGUCCAGAAAGAGCAGCCAUGAACCACCUGUGGCUGAGGGGCACCAGAAGUGCGGCUCGUCUGGACUGAGAUGUGUUGCACAGGUCGAAUACACUGAAAAAUCAAUGUAAACUAUCUCAGUAGUUGAUACAUUGAUUAUAUGUUCAAAUGAGACUAUUUUGGAUAUACUGGGUUAAAGAGAAUAUAUAAUUAAAAUUUAAUCUGUUUCUUUUUAUUUUUUUUUAAAUGCAGCUCCUAGAAAAUUGUAAAUUACGUAUGAGGCUCAUAUAUUAUAUUUCUCCUAGACAGGGCUGGUCUGUUACUUGUGUCUCUGGACUCACAGGAGAUGUUCUUUUGUAGCAAGGUGAAAGGUCCUCGCUAGCAAAUUAUGCCAGGCAGUGGGAUAACUCCCCCUGGCAGCACAAUAAAUAGCGCAGAGUUAAAUAACUCUACACGAUGCCUGGAACAGAACAGAGAAGCUGUAAACAUGGGGCUACUUUCUUUGUGACCUUGGGCAAGUCACUUCCCCUCUCUGAGUCUUCCUUUCCUCCCUAAUACAUCGAAACCAUCUGAAAUUAUUUGUUUCUUGUUGGUUGCCUGCUUCCCCCUGUCUAGGAUGUAAUAACCAUGAGGGCAGAGACCUCACUUCACUCUCAUUCCCCUCCUGAACCAACAACAUAGUAGGUGCUCAAUACUCAUCCGGUAAAUGGAUGAAUAGGGAGAUAGGUCGCUCCUUGCGAGACCCUCACCCCAGGCAGAGCCAAGGAAGAUUUCUGAGAGAAUGGGGUGGGGGCCAGUGGGCUGCUCAGAUCCUCUCAGGCAGGACCAGGAAAAGUGGCCUGGAGGCCAGAAGUCCCCGUGGGUCACUGUUGUCUCCUUGUCGCUUGUCCUGGUGGGCGCAGGCCGGUUUGAAGCCUCGGUGAUUGAGGAGCGGCGAAAGGGGGCCGAGGACUUGCUUCGCUUCACUGUGCACAUUCCCGCGCUCAACAACAGCCCCCAGCUCAAGGAGUUCUUCCGGGGUGGGGAGGUGACACGGCCCUCUGAGGUGUCCAGAGACCUGCACAUCCUUCCCCCGCCCCUGAUUCCCACACCACCGCCUGACGAGCCCCGGGCCCAGCCGCAUGAGACUUGGUUGCCCCAGCCGCUUCCUGCAGAGAGAAGGGGCCUUGAGGAGUUGGAGGUGCCAGCAGACCCGCCACCAUCCAGCCCUGCUCAGGAGGCCUUGGAUCUCCUCUUUAAUUGUGGGAGCACCGAGGAGGCAUCCAGUUCCCCUGCCCGAGGCCCCCUCACCGAGGCUGAGCUUGCCCUAUUUGACCCCUUCUCCAAGGAAGAAGGUGCAGGACCCAGUCCUACCCACAUAGGGGAGCUGGCAGCGUUGGAGGCAGAAUCUGGAAGACUGGACCAGGAACCCUGGGAGCCAGGUGGACAAGCAGAGGAAGACGACGAGGAAGGAGAUCCCGCCCCUGCCUAUCUGAGCCAAGCCACAAAACUCAUCACCCAGGCCCUACGGGACGAGAAGGCAGGUGCCUACCCUGCCGCUUUGCAGGGCUACCGGGAUGGCGUGCACAUCCUGCUCCAGGGAGUUCCUGGUGACCCAUCACCUGCCCGCCGAGAGGGUGUGAAGAAGAAGGCGGCCGAGUACCUGAAGCGGGCAGAGGAAAUCCUGCACCUGCAUCUGCCCUAACUCCCACUCCGAGAUGGGAGUGGACCCAUUCCCAGGACUCUGGCUCCAGCACUGCCAGCCACCCUCUUCUCUCCCUGGUGCCUGAUCACCUGGUCCUAUAACUGGCCAUUUCUGUAUGUAACUGGACCAGGAAUGAGAAAAAUAAUGAAUUCUCAGCUCCCUGACCACACCUGCCACCUUGGAAUCAGGGACUCACAUGUCUGAGCCUGCCUGUCUCUAUCUUGAUAUGGGAGGCUGCAGCUCUGGUCCGUAAACCAUCUGUUUAUCCAUCUAGAACCGGGGUCUGCAAACUACUGCCCACAGCUGGAUAUGCCCCACUGCCUUUUUUUUUUAUAAGGCCCAUGAACUAGAAGAGUUUUUACUUUUUUUUAAUAGUUGAAAAAAUCCAAAAUAAUAAUAUUCUGUGACAGGUGAAAAUUAUAAUGAAAUUUAAGUGUCUAAAAAAUAAAAGUUUAUUGGAACACAA
Molecule: messenger RNA, 2316 nt
Organism: Odocoileus virginianus texanus
Lineage: Eukaryota; Metazoa; Chordata; Mammalia; Artiodactyla; Cervidae
Source: RefSeq, a predicted model, not a curated record